This is a messenger RNA of Grosmannia clavigera kw1407, 1566 nucleotides long. Its product is annotated as utp-glucose-1-phosphate uridylyltransferase. Gene Ontology annotation, molecular function: UTP:glucose-1-phosphate uridylyltransferase activity. Gene Ontology annotation, cellular component: cytoplasm. Gene Ontology annotation, biological process: UDP-alpha-D-glucose metabolic process; glycogen metabolic process. NCBI's taxonomy places the organism in Eukaryota, Fungi, Ascomycota, Sordariomycetes, Ophiostomatales, Ophiostomataceae. The record is from RefSeq and is a predicted model, not a curated record. The transcript has 3 exons. Bases 1 to 1566 code for a protein of 521 amino acids.
AUGUCCUCCCUUCACAAGAGCCUCCUCCCGUCGCACGCCAUUCGGGACGGCGGUGAUGGCGAGUACUCCGGCAGACACCACGGCAAGACUCAGUCUCACAUGGCUUUCGAAAACACCUCCACAAACAUUGCCGCUGCCCAGAUGAGAAACUCUCUGACGGCCCUCUCCGAGUCGGUCAGCGACCCGGCAGAGAAGAAGCUCUUCGAGACGGAAAUGGACAACUUCUUUGCCCUCUUUCGCCGCUACCUCAACGACAAGGCCAAGAGCAAUGCCGUCGACUGGGACCGCAUCCGUCCGCCUGCCCAGGGCCAGGUCGUCGACUACGAGCAGCUCGGCAGCACCGAGGGCGUCAGCUUCCUCAACAAGCUCGCCGUGCUGAAGCUCAACGGUGGUCUCGGUACCUCCAUGGGCUGCGUCGGCCCCAAGUCGGUCAUCGAAGUCCGUGAUGGCAUGUCCUUCCUGGACCUGUCCGUCCGCCAGGUCGAGUACCUCAACCGUACCUAUGGUUGCAAUGUGCCCUUCAUCUUGAUGAACUCGUUCAACACCGACGCCGACACUGCUUCCAUCAUUAAGAAGUAUGAGGGACACAACGUCGAUAUCCUUACCUUCAACCAGUCCCGCUAUCCCCGCAUCCUCAAGGACUCGCUCCUGCCUGUCCCCAAGUCCUACGCCGACUCCAACGAGGCCUGGUACCCACCCGGCCACGGUGACGUCUUCGAGUCACUCUACAACUCGGGCGUGCUUGACAAGCUGAUUGACCGCGGCAUCGAGAUCGUCUUCCUGUCCAACGUCGACAACCUGGGCGCCGUCGUCGACCUGCGCAUCCUCGAGCACAUGGUCGAGACCAAGGCCGAGUACAUCAUGGAGCUGACCAACAAGACCAAGGCCGACGUCAAGGGUGGCACCAUCAUCGACUACGACGGCUCCGUCCGCCUGCUCGAGAUCGCCCAGGUCCCCAAGGAACACGUCAACGAGUUCAAGUCUAUCAAGAAGUUCCGCUACUUCAACACCAACAACAUCUGGAUGAACCUGCAGGCCGUCAAGCGCGUUGUCGAGAACAACGAGCUGGCCAUGGAGAUCAUCCCCAACGGCAAGACCAUCCCCGGCGACAAGAAGGGUGAGUCCGACAUCUCCAUUGUCCAGCUCGAGACGGCCGUCGGCGCCGCCAUCCGCCACUUCAACAACGCCCACGGUGUCAACGUGCCGCGUCGCCGCUUCCUACCCGUCAAGACCUGCUCCGACCUGAUGCUCGUCAAGUCUGACCUCUACACCGUUAAGCACGGCCAGCUGCAAAUGAGCGCUAACCGCUUUGGUGAUGCCCCGCUCAUCAAGCUCGGCAGCGACUUCAAGAAGGUGUCCGACUUCCAGAAGCGCAUCCCCUCCAUCCCCAGGAUCAUCGAGCUUGAUCACCUGACCAUCACCGGUGCCGUCAACCUUGGCCGCGGGGUCACGCUCAAGGGUACCGUCAUCAUCGUCGCCACUGAGGGCAGCACCAUCGACGUCCCGCCUGGUUCCAUUCUGGAGAACGUUGUGGUCCAGGGUAGCCUGCGGCUGCUGGAGCACUAA